This is a messenger RNA of Tarenaya hassleriana, 1338 nucleotides long. RefSeq lists its product as uncharacterized. The record is from RefSeq and is a predicted model, not a curated record. Bases 469 to 1239 code for a protein of 256 amino acids. Lineage: Eukaryota; Viridiplantae; Streptophyta; Magnoliopsida; Brassicales; Cleomaceae. The transcript has 8 exons.
UAAAAACUCAUUAUAACGGAAGAUGAGAUUCAGUGGAGGCUGGAGCCACUCGGCAUUUACGCACGUUUUUAAUCCUUCAAUACUCGAAAACAUGUCCGAAGAUGGCGCGAUCGUGACGGUUUAGGGUUUGAAGAGUGGACGUAACGCAAGGAGUGAUGGAUGAAAACAGCGGAUCUUCUUCCGCCAUUGGUGACGAGAAGAACAAUUUUUGUUACGAAAUUUCAACGGAUUGGGUCGGGAGAUUGCGAAUUCUCAGGCGGAGGAUGCUCGGUGGCGAUGGACUUUUGGGCUGUUGUUCUCGAACUUAGAACGGAGAUUGUUGAAUUAAAAUUGUGGGGUGGAUGUUCAAAAUAGUAAGAAUGAUGGGGUAAAUUUUAAAUUUUAUAAAACAGAAGCUAAUGAUAUAUAUAACCGGCUUGUCUUACGUUUCCCGGCAAUUUGGUCCUUCUCGCCGCCGGCGUUCGAACCAUGCAAUCUACCCCGAAUUCUCUAGAGAUAUGGAAUCCGCCGACGCUGCCUUCGACAGAGCAUGAACAAGGGACGAACAGGCGGAGUGAUAAAGACAUGGAAGCAACAACGGAACUGAAGGAGAAGAUUUUCGAGAUUUUCAAAGAUUUCAUGACAAGGAUCACAAAGCUUGAGGAACUAGAGAAUGGUGGAAAACGAUUUCUUCUAGGGUUUCAACAAGCACUACGCUUGCUCCAACGCCCUCCUAUUGAUAAUUCAUCCAAGUUGAUGGAGAAUAUUUUGAAGAACAAUGAAACAAGAAGGCUGAAAUCAUAUAUCAAAGCAGGUUGUAUCAAUACCCAUGAUGCUUCACAAAGCACAAAAACAUUGCAUACAUGCAUGUUGGGACUUCAUGACCAUCUAAUCAAAGCCAAAAGCCUAUUAACUGAGCUCGAGUGUCUCGUCGAGGAUGCAUCCCUUGCAAUAGAGACUGCCACUAAAUUUUCCACACAUCUUUGUAACGAAUCGUGCGAUCCGUUACAUCAAGUAACCAAUGAUGAGGAAGAACUGACUGGACCUUAUCCUCAAGAAUCGGAGAUCAGAGAAUAUGGCGUCGUGAUUGCAAUAAUUUACAGUAUGGUGAAGCAAAACUACGUGAUGCAGGAAAAGAUUGUGAAAUCUCUUGGAUUCAAGUCGUCGUCGGGUGAAUUAGAGGGUUACACUCUGAUGUGGUCUUUACGGCCAUUCGUAGAGGAAGAGAUCGUGAACCAAGCAUGGAAAUUUAUGCCCUAAAGCCCUCCCGUACGGGAAUCUCCUGGAUCACAAAGAUUCAGAUAAGCCACCUUUUUUGUACUCUCUGCGGUAAAAAAAUGUGGAGCAUAAGUUACAGGG